UAUGCGUGAUUCUGCAGGAGAAAUAUUCCUUUUUGGCAUUCCAAUUCUGCUGAAAUCCGUACCAAUGGCAUGCAAAGAUGAUGAAGAAGCCCAAGAGGGAUUCAAGAAAGACUCAGACAUGGCUGCAGCAGAAGCAGAAGUAGCAGAACAACUCAUGCAGUUAAGUGGAGAUGAAGAAGAUAGACAGAGUAUAGCGACCACCUUUGAGAAGAAGAAAAGAAAGGACAAGGAUCAAGAUGAUGAUCAAGGCAUUAGUGGUGCUGAGAGCAACUGUCGAUUAAUCGAAUCUAAGAAGAUUAGAAAAGAUGAUCCUCAUAACAAGGGCUCUAACGCAAAGAAGAGGAAAUCCAAGUAUCGGUCGAUCGAUGAUAUUUAUAUGGUGACGAAGCCAAUGAAUGAUUCUGUGCAAAGAAGUUGAAACCUUGAAGAAGCUCUAAAAACUUUUGGUCAGGAAUGUAGAGUAGUUUUCUUUUCUUUUUUCUUCCUUUAUUUAUUUUUGUGGGAGAGUUUUUAGAAGGAAUUAACCCUUUUGCCUGAAUAUUAACUUCUCAUUUUCUGAUCAGAUUAAUACUUUGCUUUUUAAUC
Molecule: messenger RNA, 585 nt
Organism: Coffea arabica (coffee)
Lineage: Eukaryota; Viridiplantae; Streptophyta; Magnoliopsida; Gentianales; Rubiaceae
Source: RefSeq, a predicted model, not a curated record